Effrenium voratum is the source of this 669-nucleotide messenger RNA. The record is from the annotation of a GenBank genome assembly. NCBI's taxonomy places the organism in Eukaryota, Dinophyceae, Suessiales, Symbiodiniaceae.
AGACAUUCGAUUCGGCUCGAAGUGCCCUAUGCGGCGCGCGCUGGGACUUGUUGGUUCUGCGAGGGCUGCGGGGUGGUGCGAGCACUAAAAGGAUUGAGCCUUUUGAGCCGGAUCAUGGCCUUUCAGAUCACAGUGAAUGUGGUUGUCCCCCCGGAGCUGGCCGGCAAGACAGGGAAGGCGCUUUUGUACGUGCACGACAAGAUGCUGGCAGACGCACCGGCGGGCUUGGCAGCGGAAAAGGCAUUGAGUAUGAAGGACGAGACUCUGGUGCUCGAGGCAGACCCCAAUGCCGAGCAGGUUGGCAAGAAGGCCGCGGACAUGAUUCAGCCCGCCUACUACCUGAGCAUCUCUGGGGAUGUGUUUGCCGACCCUGCCUUCAGCCUGAGCAACGGACAGGUUGUGACAGUGACGCUGCGGGCAAGGUCAUCGUGAAGCAGAUUCCGGAUCAAACCACCUGAGCCACCAUGAAACAGAAGUUUGGUAAGGGACAGUCCCAACCGAAAAUGGGUGCCGCCCUUUUAGUUCUCGGAUUGGCUUCGAUUGUGACUCACUUCGACUGGGACCCUCAGAAUACCCUUUGGGAAGAGACAUGAGGGUCCACGCAGGCUCUUUAGGACUUUAGGAGCAGCGUGCUAGGUAGGAGUCUCGGUUGCGAAUGCUGGAUAGGGC